Calliphora vicina (urban bluebottle blowfly) is the source of this 748-nucleotide messenger RNA. Its product is annotated as bilin-binding protein-like. The record is from RefSeq and is a predicted model, not a curated record. The transcript has 3 exons. The coding region runs from base 34 to 693 and encodes 219 amino acids. NCBI's taxonomy places the organism in Eukaryota, Metazoa, Arthropoda, Insecta, Diptera, Calliphoridae.
UCAUACAUUAUUUAACGUUCAACGUAUUCGAACAUGUUCAAGUUUUUGGUAGCAAUUGGAUUGCUGAUCCUUGCAUAUAACUCAGCUGAAGCCCAAAAUGCACCAGCUCUAUGUUCAGAUUCGCCCAGUAUGAAUUUUAAUGUUACACAGAUGAGUGGAGUGUGGUGGGAAGUGGCUCGAAAACCAUCACUACCUGUUCUUGCUUGCGUAAAAGUAAACUUUACAGAGAUACAACCGGAAAAUGUCUUGGAAAUAGCCACUACAAAUAUAGUUUCAAGCUCUUAUUUGUGGGUUAAUCAGACCAUGUACGCCAAUAUAUCAUUGGCAAAUGAUAAUGGUAAUAGUAAUGGCUACAAUAUUUCCUAUAUUGAUGGAAUCAGCACCACUAAAUAUACCGUCUAUAAACUCUUGAAUACCGAUUACAAAAACUAUGCUUUGUUUUGUGGCUAUACAAACGCCACCAAUAAUGCAACGUCUUUCGGCAUAAUACUGACACGUGAACGUUAUCCAAAUGCGACACAACUCACUGAUAUAGAAGAGACUGCCUCUUCUCAAUAUUCGAAUUUCGCUUAUGGUUCGCUGCCAUUGGUUACGCAAUCGCCAACAUGUUAUGCCGCUGGUGCUGCAACUCAAUACUCAAUGUUUGCGACAAUAUUUGUAUUUUUAUAUGCCAUUCUGAUUUAUGGCAUCUGAAGAGGCCAUAUUGUGAAUGUUAACAAACAAAUAAUAUCAAUAAAUAGACACAUAG